UUGAUUUUAGGUAAAUCCACAUCAUUCCCAUCUUGGGUCUAUAACUGGUAACUGGGAGCAGCGGCACAACACCUUUCUGUGGAUUAUUUAGAUAGAUUUUUCUUUAACUAAACCUGAUUCAAGACCGAAACCGUGAAACAAUGAAUUUCUUUAUAUGCUGCACUCUACUGCUGGUGGUUCCAUUUGCAUCGGCUGCUGCUGCAGCGAAGGAUAAUAAAUCACAGGAAGGAGUGAAGAAUAAACGAGAAUUACCGUCUGGGCCGUAUUCUGGAGGAGUAUCGCAUAAAUAUCUGCCGCCAUCUAUUGGGAGCGGAGGUGGUGGAUAUUCGAGUGGAUCAAGUUAUGACUUUGGCAAUGGUGGAGGCGGUUAUAGUGGUGGAGCUGGUUCGGAUAUCGGCCAUGGCAAUGUUGAGACGUACAUAAUUCAAACUUCAGGCGGCAAAGGACCAUCAUUCGGUGGAGGAUCGUUUGGUGGAGCUUCAUUGGGAGGUGCUGGCGGAGCAGGUGGCUAUAAAUACCCAAGUGGUGGUCUUGGAGUAACAUUGGGUCACAAAGUCGUCAUUCCAUCAGCGUCAUAUGGAUCCCCAAGUCUUUCCUUUGGCGGUAUCGGUGGCGGCGUUGGUGGUGGUAGUUCAUACAGUGGUGGACAUGGACAUAGCCAUGGACACGGAUCAUCUAUUGUAGGUCAUUCACCUUCAGUGACUUAUGGAACUCCAGCAAUUAGUUAUGGAGCACCAUCGAUCGGUUAUUCAGGUGGUUUAGGCAGCAGCGGAUCACACUACCAUGGCAGCAAUGGUUUUGGUGGAUCUUCUUCCUCUCAUGGUGCCAGCAGUUUAUCCUUCGGUGGAUCUUCGUCUUCAUCCCACGGUGGAAGUGGUUUGUCCUUUGGUGGACCAUCUUCUCAUGGGGGCUCAUCCUUCGGAGGUGGCAGCAGUUACUACACACCAAAACACUCUUCCGUUCCAGCAGCUGUCUACGGUGCACCACAAAUUUCAUCGUACUCUCCAACAAAAUAUUCAUCAGGAAGUUCGUUUGGCCUAAUUGGAGGUGGAUCAAGCAGUCCUAACUAUGCCAUUGGACAGAAGGGACUCGGUCACUUCUCCUACGCACCCAGCAAACCAUCUGCCCUUAACACAGACUUCGUGUCUUCUUCCUCUAGUUUUGGCGGUGGAUUCGGUGGAGGCCAUUCUGGCAAGGCACCAUUCAAGCCAUCGGCUUUUCUAGGUUCCAGCCAAGAUAGUGGUUCGUCAUACCCCAGCAACCAAUACCUUCCACCAUCGCAAGAAUACCUGCCUCCAUCUCACAGUUUCAGUGGCUCGUCAAGUUCAUCCAGUGGUGGUGGCUCAAGUUACCAAGUCCCAUCAACAGUCUAUGGCGCUCCCAGUGGCAGUGAUGGAAGUUCCCAAAACAUCUAUGAGCAAGCCGCACCCAAUUAUGAUUCCUCAUCAUAUUCCGGCUCAGAUGACAGCAACUACGUGACUCCAGAACAAUCGUACGGAGUCCCAUCUGCUCCUGGCAAGAGCUACUUGCCACCCAGCACAAGUUACGGCACACCUAGCACUAGCUAUGGUACUCCCAGCCAUCACUGAUCAACAAAAUAGCUAUUAGCGUCUAGGCAGAAUCUCAUAAAAUCAUUAUUGUAUAUUUUUUCUAUUCAUAAGUUGUUCGCUGUAUUUAUUUUUUUAUUACUAUAAAUAAAAUAAUAAACAAAAAAAUAUAAAAAAUCCAA
Messenger RNA from Eupeodes corollae, 1729 nucleotides. RefSeq names its product keratin, type I cytoskeletal 9. The transcript has 2 exons. Lineage: Eukaryota; Metazoa; Arthropoda; Insecta; Diptera; Syrphidae. The record is from RefSeq and is a predicted model, not a curated record. The coding region runs from base 141 to 1589 and encodes 482 amino acids.